UGCGUUUUGAUUUUUUUCUCAUUCGGAAAAAAUAAAAUUCACUUUUUUCAAAAUUUCAUUUUUUUUCUUAUUUAACGAACGAUAUGGCAACAAAUUCUUUAUUGGAAACAAAAAAAUCAAUACUACAACAAUUUCAAGGUCCUGUUUGUGCUGUUGCAACUGCUUUCAAUGAUGAUGGACAAUUAAAUGUUGAACAAAUUGUUGAUUAUGCACGACAUUUGAAAAUGAUCGGUGUAAAAGGUGUUUACAUUCUUGGUACAACUGGUGAAUCAUUUACAUUAACAUUUGAUGAAAAAUAUCAAAUAAUUCAAGCAUGGUAUAAAGCAAUUCAACAAUUAGAUUCAGAAAUGGAUAAUAAUAAUAAUCAAUUUUUGGCUAUUGUAAAUAUAACAUCAAUGUCAUUGAAUGAAUCGAAAAAAUUAUUAAAAUUAAUGAAAAAUUUACAAAGAUUUAAUGCAUGGGCAUUAUUAGCACCAAUAUUCUAUCCAGUUACAAAUGUUGAUCAAUUUAUAACAAUGAUAAAAGAUAUUUCUAUCGAUACUGAUUGUCAAUUACCAUUUCUUUAUUAUCAUUUUCCUGAUCGUACUGGCCAACAAAAUUUUGAAUUGGAAACAUUUACCGAAAAAGCAUUGAAAUGUUUACCACAAUUUUCAGCAAUAAAAUUUACCGAUACCAAUAUUGUACGUAUGGCAAAAAUGCAAAGAAAAUUUGGUAAAUUUAUUAAAAUUUUUGCCGGUUAUGAUGAGACAUUAUUAGCAGCACGAACCGUAGUGAAUAUAAAUGCUGGAAUAUGUGCUACAUUUAGUUUGAAAAAUUGUGUUCAAUCAUAUUUGAAAAUAUUGGAUUCAAUCGAUCAAGGUAAUCUUCAAGAAGCACAAAAUUAUCAACAAAUAUUAGCCGAAUUUUGUCAACAAUUACAAUCGAAUGGAAAUUUUUUUUCAUCAUUAAAACAAUGUUUAAAUGAUGAAUUAUCAUCUACAAAAGGAUUACAAUUUGGUCGACCACGUAUGCCAGUUUGGAUUCCAACAAAUUCGAUAAACGAAAAAACGAAAACGAAAAAAACGAUGGACGAUGUCACAUUUAUCAAUGAUCUUGAAGAAAUCGGUAUACAUGGACGAUCAUCAUUACGUGAUUUAUUAACCGAAUCAUUAAAUAAAAAUUUACAAAAUAUUGAUGAUAAUGAUAUUGAUCAACAACAAUCAUUGGAUAAAAUAACAUUCCCAGAGAUAUUAGAUUUUCAAUCAAACAAUGGCAUAAUUUUACCAUCAUUACAGCCAAUGUUUCCAUUAUUACAUUUAUUGGGUGUAAAAAGUUUUGAAUUUCAUAAAUCAGUUGUUGAAGAAUUACGUGAAAAUUUAAUUAAUCGUUUUCAAGAAAUAUCACAAAAAAUGGAUCCAAAUAAACGUGAAUCAAAUCUAAAAGCAUUGCUAGCAAAAUCAUUUCCAUUAAUAAAAAUGCCAAUGAUACAGCCGGUUGUAAUGGCAUUAUUAAAAAAUUUAGAAGUUGUUGAUGAUAAAUAUCUUAAAUUAUUAGUUGCUGAUGAAACAUUAUAUAAAAAAUGUGAUGUAUCAGUUAAACGACAUAUUUGGCAAGAACAUCAAUCAAUGUUGGUUGGUGAAUUAUCACCAAUUCUAUCGGAAUAUGUUAAAGAGAAAGAAGCAAUAUUUGCCAAUAUAAAAGAAUCGAAACAUAUAUUUUUCCUAUUGACACCUAAACAACGACGUCAAAAUGAAAUUUUACAAUCAUUAGCACAAAUGGUUGGGAAAAAUGUUCUACUUUAUGAUACAAUUUUACAAUUUGUUCGUACAGUAUUUAUUCAUACAAAAAAUCCACAUUAUUGUACAUUGAGAGUCAGUUUAUUAAUGGAAUUACAUGAUGCAAAUAUUACCGAUAUAACAUCAAUGGAUGCAUGUCAUAAAUUUGCAUGGUGUUUAGAUGCUUGUAUACGUGAAAAUACUGUCGAUCAUAAACGUAUACGUGAACUGCAAGGUUUUCUCGAUAAUGUUAAAAAAGGACAAGAAGCUGUAUUUAGUGAUUUAGCAAUGGCAUUAUAUGAUCCAUAUGCUGUAAAUUUUUUAGUACAAAUGGCUAUGCGUAUAUUGAAUAUUUUGAUUACAAAUGAAUCAUGUCCACGUGAACAUCAAACAUUACAAUUUCUGUUACGUUUAUUAAAUCUUGGUCUACAUGCACAUGAAAUUUUAAAAACACAAACAUUUCGUGAACCAAAAUUAAAUCCCGAAAUACUAACACGUUUUUUACCGAUUAUAAUGGGUUUUAUGGUUGAUGAUCAAGUACGAUCAGUAAAUUCAAAACUGCCACCUGAUGAUCGUGAAUCAGCGCUGACAAUUAUUGAACAUAGUGGACCACCACCUGAUUGUUUUCAAACAUUCAUACAACAAGAUCCAUUAGCAUCAAUAUUUGCUAUUUAUUAUACAGCACAAGCUGCCCGACAACGUGAUCGUCAAGCAGUAUUACGUGUAUUAGGAUCAUUAACAAUAUCAUCAACAUAUAAUAAUUUAAGUCAUUCGGAUCCAUAUCAACAUAUAUUGAUCAGUUCAUUAAUACAAUUAGGCGAAGAAUUUUCAAAUGAUGAUUUAUGUACAUUAGUUUUUGAUGAAAUAUUGCUACCAGCAUUGGAUAUGAAUAGUACUGCUGUACAUUUAAUGAAAUUAAUUUAUCAUUUAAAUCAAUGGUUACCCAGUGAACGUUUAGAAUCAUUAAUGAUUAAAUUACAACAUUAUGUACAGAUGCCAAAUAGUUCAAAAGAUCAACGAACACGCCAAACAUUUGUUGAAUUGAUUGAAUAUUUGGAAAAAAUUAAAGAAGAUAAAUUACGAAAAAAUCAACCACCACAAACACCAACUACACCGACAGUUGUUGGUCCUCAUGUUGCUGCUUCGAUGGAUCAUCCAUCGGUUGUUGGUUCAGCAUCUGUUCGUAUUCCACCAUCAACACCAUCAAUACAUCAUCCAAUGAUGACACCAUCAUCAUCAUCAUCAUCACCGCAUGUUUUUCCUCCUCAUCAUCCACCACCGCCACUACCUUCAGUUCCAUUAUCACCAAUUCCUACUGCUUCUCAACCUUAUUAUCCGCAACAACCACAAUCACCUUAUAUUGAAACAAAUAAUCCACCAAUGUCACCUUUUAGUGGUCCAUUAUCACCCUUACCAUAUCAAUCCCCAUUUCAACAUCCUCAUCAUCAUCAACCCUCAUCAACAUCAUCGGGACAUUUAAAUCGAUCCACAUCAUCAUCAUCAUCGGAUAAAUCAUAUCCAACAAUUAAUUAUUAAAUUAGAUUAAUUCAACAUUU
This is a messenger RNA of Dermatophagoides pteronyssinus (European house dust mite), 3310 nucleotides long. RefSeq names its product N-acetylneuraminate lyase-like. Lineage: Eukaryota; Metazoa; Arthropoda; Arachnida; Sarcoptiformes; Pyroglyphidae. Gene Ontology annotation, molecular function: lyase activity. The record is from RefSeq and is a predicted model, not a curated record.